AUGUUCGAGUCGUCAGCUUUUACAAGCUGGGUGUCUGAAUUGGGGUGUGAUGCCCACUACGUAACUAAAUCAUUCCAAUGGGCAUGUAAGGAGCGUUAUGUAAGGACUGUCCUUAAUUUGAUUCAUGUCGAGAGUAAUAACAAAAAAUCAAUUUGGUCUGAUACUUUGUGUAAAAUUCAAUUAGUUUUAAACAUAACAAAACAAAAAACCACACAGUAUUCGGCUUUGUACCUAUUGAACGGUACUAAUGCGACCACUCCUGUCAUUCGUGCGCUGGUCCGUGACAUUGCCAUCGAGAACUCCAGCUCUAAUCGUGAAGCUGCAAGGGAACUCAGCAGGACCUCCGCUAAGGCGUCACUCGACAGGAAUAGAGACGCUCAAGAUACACGAGUGAAUCGUCAAAGACAUCCGCCAAGGAAGUACCCGGUGAACUAUCAAGUAUUUGUAAUAAAGUACUAUCAGUCCAUUGGGAAACUUGAUUCUGGAAUGAGGGGUCCAUACUGA
This is a messenger RNA of Parnassius mnemosyne (clouded apollo), 504 nucleotides long. The record is from the annotation of a GenBank genome assembly. Lineage: Eukaryota; Metazoa; Arthropoda; Insecta; Lepidoptera; Papilionidae.